AUGGAAAAGGUUUGGCGCCGAGUUGGUCUCCAUUCCUCCCGAAAGAAAAGGGAUGGAAGUGGAACUAGCAGAGAAGUGACGUCAUCUGCUCCACCAGAGGCUGAGUAUCAAAAUAUUCAUACACUAAGAACAGCUGAUUUAAUUCGACAGCGUCAAGGCGAGGAAAAAUCAACUCUUCGGUCUUCUUAUAUAAUAAGAAACGGUGAUAACUUCAUAUUAGUGGAAAGAAGACGACGACGACGUCGAAGGAGUGGUACCAGGGCAUCAUCAGGAGGAAGGCAUCAUACUCCGCCGGUAGAGGAAAAUGCUCGUUCAGAGCAAAAGCGACGUCCUCCAGCAAAAUUAAAGAUUUUCGGAAUACAAUGGCCACUACAUUCUAGUGAUACGAGGCACACUUCGAUCACUCGAAGGUUCUGCCGCGGGCGGCGUUCCCGUGACGACAACGAACUCUACCGUUCAAACAGCUUCAAGUUUGAGCGAUUCACUAGGGAGCCGGCGGCGGAUGAAUUUACAUCAAGCUCACAGGUAAGCCUGUCUGUUACAUAUCAAUUAAAGGUUAAAAUUUUAGUAGGAGAAAUUUAA
Messenger RNA from Parnassius apollo (apollo), 582 nucleotides. The record is from the annotation of a GenBank genome assembly. NCBI's taxonomy places the organism in Eukaryota, Metazoa, Arthropoda, Insecta, Lepidoptera, Papilionidae.